Messenger RNA from Schistosoma bovis, 2599 nucleotides. Lineage: Eukaryota; Metazoa; Platyhelminthes; Trematoda; Strigeidida; Schistosomatidae. The record is from the annotation of a GenBank genome assembly.
AACGUAAAGAUUGCUGACUUUGGUUAGUGGACUGUAAUUUCACUUUCCGUACAGCAUAAAUAAUGUUAAUAACCCGACGAGUGUCAUUGUUUUUUCGCUGGGCUUGUUUGCCGGUAGUGAAAUACCUUAUGCCGAACAAGUCAGGCUACUUGGUGACAUUAACAUUCUACUGGUUGUAUACCGAGAAUUUGUUUGUACCAUGAUGAUAUUGGGACAGUUAUACUUUUUAAUUCCUGAUUUGGUGAUUUAAGCGUCAUGCUUUCAGUUAUCGAUCUUGGAGUUUUUAUUCUGGUAAUUUCUCAGGUUUGCGUUAAUGAAUGGUGCUCAAAGACCUACCUUUUAAACAUCGAUUUCUUGCUUGAUUGUGAUUAACUCUACCUGUAAUGCUGCAGUCAUAGUUCUGUAUUGCGAUAUUUACUUGUUCAGUGGGGUUUUUUUUAGCGUAAAAUGUAGUGGUGUUUGUCUCUCCUUUUUAAGCUAAUUGUCUUAUGAACGUCGCUUAUUGUGGUGUUACCUGAUAUUGCCAUCAAGUCUGGUGUAUUCGUUACCAACAGUUAUGUUCUUCGUUUGCGUUUCUCUCCAUCUUAAAUCUGGUGUGUGGAUUGAACCUUGGUUGAUUUUAAUCGUGUACACCAAAACAGAUUUUUUAAAAUUUGCAUGUAUGUUUACAGUAACUUUUUAGGGUAAUCAGUUUAGUUCAUUGAUCCAACGUGAUUGCAAGGAAUUGAUUUGAUAGCAAAAAACGCUGCCUAAAUAGAAUACAGUCCCUCAAACGAAAUCGUGGCUCGACAGUUUAGGUCAAAUGUCUUAGUACUUUCAGGUUAUAUAUAGCUUGUGGAUGAUUAUUUUUAUGGUAUAUAUUGCUGUAUUACAGGACCUGGUUGUAUGGUACAUGCUUGCUUUGGUUUCCAUCCGCAACAACACCUACGUGUUUAAGAAAUACUUUUCUAAGAAGCUGGAAUAAUGUUUUAGUGCUGUUGGUUGACAUACUAUUUAACUAAGGUUUGUACAGUAGUCAUAUAGCAAUUGUCCGUAUUUUGGAAAUUUGUUUUGGCGGUAUAGAGAACUUCAGUAAUUUCAAAGUUCAGUACUGUUCUAACAGAAUAAUGUAUAAAAAAUUCGCCUUUUUCCAGGAUUGUCCAAUAUAAUGCAAGAUGGUGAGUUUCUACGUACUUCUUGUGGAUCCCCAAACUAUGCUGCCCCUGAAGUAAUAUCUGGGAAGUUAUAUGCUGGUCCGGAAGUAGAUGUAUGGUCCUGUGGAGUAAUUUUGUAUGCAUUGCUAUGUGGCACACUUCCUUUUGAUGAUGAACAUAUACCUACACUUUUUAAAAAAAUCAAAGCAGGCUAUUUCCAUUUGCCAGAAACUUUGAGUUCAGGUGUCAGGGAUCUUCUUCGAAGAAUGAUAACUGUGGACCCGAUCAAGCGUGCAACCAUAGAAGAAAUCAGACGACAUCCGUGGUUCUCAGUUGAUCUUCCUAGUCAUCUUUUCCCUCAAGAACGCGAUGAAGAUGCAUCAAUAAUUGACAAGGAAGCAGUUUAUGAAGUUUGUCAAGCGUGCAAUGCAACAGAACGUGAAGUUUUCGCUGCCUUACUAAACAAUGAUCCUAGUGAUCAAUUGUCAGUUGCUUAUCAUCUUAUCAUAGACAAUAAACGUUUCGGAUCAGUUUUAAAUCCAGAAGAAGUGAAUAAUUUUUAUGUUGCCACUGGGAUUGAUUCAUCAACCUCAUCAGUAACAGCAACAACGCCAAAUACAUCGAAUAGUCCACCCAGUGGUGGUACAUUGACUCAUUCUCAGCCUGGUGGUGGUCGAAGUCAAUCAUUAAGUCCAAAUUAUGGUAACAAUACUGGCAUGAUUGGAUUAAAAGGUAGAGGUAUUUCUCCAACACGACCUCAUCCAGAAAGAAUGCCUGAUGGACCACCGUUAUCGAGAACAUUAGAUCCAAUGGGGGAUUCGUUGACACCUGGAUCAAUUGUUACAGGUGAUUUGAAUUGUCCAAGUCAAAUUUCUUCUCAAGCACAAUCAGCUAUUUCAUCGGGAGCUGCAGCGGCCAGUGGAAUGAAACGUUUUAAAUGGCAUUUAGGUAUACGUUCUCAAUCAAGACCAUGGGAUAUUAUGCAUGAAGUAUUUAAAGCAAUGAAUUCACUUGGUUAUGAAUGGAAAGUCGUUAAUCCGUUUAAUGUACGUGUAAGAAAAUGGAAUCCAAUACUACAGCAUUAUUCUCGACUUGUAUUACAACUUUAUCAGGUCGAUGCAAGAUCAUAUCUCCUCGAUUUUAAGUGUAUCGAUGAAAGUCAAUUAGAAUCUGAAACAGCGAUGGGUAGACUACGUUCAAACAAUAUGUCAGUAUGCCUUGAUGCUUGUAGUGGAACUCCUCCAGCUGCUAUGGGUACUUCAACAUGUAGUAGAGAUGGUAGUUUUUCCGGUAGCCCUGGAUCUGCUAGUCCAACCAAUUGCUACGAUGGUCCAAAUACAACUGAAUUUUCUCGAUCGUUUUCAGCUAAUUGUCAAGAAGUACCGAUUAACCGAAGAACUAAACGACACCAAACAAUGGAAUUUUUUGAAAUGUGUACUGAACUUAUUACUACAUUGGCUCGAUGA